GUUCGUCUUUCUUCGCUCAUUGUGUCGUUGGUGAAACCGCCCUUGUUGCAUUAUCUUUUCUUUGUGAAUGGUAGGAAUAGCCGUGUCGACCCUACUAGUCUUAGUCUCUGCAGGAACAACUCGACCUGCCGCCACUUUCCUAUGUCAACCGAGCCUCCAUUUCUUUGCGUUUUGCCCCAUCACCACUCCUAACCGUUCUGGCGACAUAGAUCGGUGUGUGAGAACGACAAUCUUCCUGACGACGAAGCCAACUCCUUCUCAACGAUUUUCGGUCACACAGUCCCUCCGGUGUUAAAAAACGAUCUCUACCUGUGUAUGGGCUUAAUUGAUGAAGAAUGGGUCUGGAGCCUACGGCUACAUGGUACACUCUGCAUUCGAGGACCGCGCUUAAUCAACUGUUGUUUUGAUUUCACCGUGGCACCUGGAGUGGCCUCUAAGAUGAGCAUCGGUAAUGGCAACAAGAGGCUCUCGAAGCAGCUUGAGGAUGGAGAGCACGCAGGUAUCCAAGAAUUCCUCUGCAGCCCAAAAGCAACGACACCAAACCGACCAACACUCUACGAGAAUGAGAGGGGCGGCCUUGAUGAUAAGCAUUGAGAACGGGGAUCCAUCUCCACCGUCGGCGGCCUUGAGAUUCGGCAAGACUGAUUCGUCAAAUUCCUUAAACUGUGAUCCCAAGAGAAAUGACCAAUGCAAGGCCUGUCGCAGGUCCGGAAGCAGUGUGAAACCGCUUAUGGAAUGCAAGGCGUGCCGUGAAGGCUAUCACAUUGACUGUGGAAACCCGAAACCACUUCAAAGCAAGAAUCUCGAUGACUUCACCUGCGGAAGGUGUCUAGGAAAGUCGGAAGCUACGACCAGCAAAGAUGACUCGCUCAGAGGCAGCUUCGAUCGACCCUCUCCCACAGACGUGAUGGCUGUUGAUCCCAAUCCAUCCUUUCCCCGUUCCUUUGUCCAACCUGCUGAGUCCGCUCCUGUGUCGUCCUCGCAACUACAUGCAGACUCUUCAUCGCCAAUUGCCAAAUCCGCUCAAGACACAAAUCACACUGAUAUUACACCUCUAGCGGGCAACGACGAGACACCUCAGUCUCUCCGAAGGCCAAAACCAGUUACACGAUUCUCAGAGAUUGCUAGGUCGUCGCCGUUCCAUGCGCCACCACGCCACAAGUCGACUGCUCGAGCAGUGGCCACACCCCCAACUAGGCCUGGCACUGGCCAAGUAACAGCACGGCACGGCACAGAACAAAAGGAGCUCCAUUCCACACCUAUUCGACCAAUUACUGUCAGGCAUCUGGCUAGACGGACUAGAGGCAUUUCCUUGCGUCGUCCAACUAAAGGCAACUUGGGAGGGGCAGCUCAACCACCAACCGACCCCGACGACAGCCAGCGACAUGCAGUGGUGAUCGAAGCCGCGGGCCUGAAGAAAUGCGACGCUUGCAGCAAACAUAUCGAAGCUUCAAUUCAGCGCUGUGUCCUAUGUACAGUUAAGCGCGACAAUCUACUCUGGGAUGGCAGAGGUUGGGGCGACCCUCGCGCGCGGCCGGAAACAAUUACAAUUCCCGAUGAUGAGGACACAGGGCCAAUAGUGGUGACGAUUUCAGACGACGAAGAAGAAGAUAUGUCGGAGCGGUCGGAAAUUGCAACGGAAAAUGAUCGUAUGCGGCCUCACGCUUCAACUUCGCCCGUUCAGCAAGAUGUGAUCUCUACCUCUCUGAAACGUCACAUACCGGAAAAUUCAAUGUUCGUUUCAAGAAAGAGAUUUCAGCCGGAGCAGAUCUCUACUCCAGAGGCACACGACAUCAGUCAUUCAGCAGAAGUUCUGGGCACGGUUGAUAAGGAGACUUCAUUACAAGAAUCGGCAGAUGGCGCACGAGCAAUGGAUCCUCGGCGACGGAGUAGUAGUGCUUCAGCAUCAAUUCAAGACGCCGCUCAGAACACUGCCGCGCAGAGAGUCCUCUCCAACAAUGACAAUGCUCAGAAGAAUCAAACCAAUCUCAACAACAUGGCUAGUGGAGGUCGAAUGAACGUGACACCCGAGGACAAGGCUAGUAAAUGCCUGACUAAAGCUGGAUCCAACCCGACUGCGAACAUGGAUGACCCGACUGAUCGUGGGGAAGCCCCUAUUGAGACAGGUCGCAGGACAAGUGAAGAAAAAGGAGAUGACAAGUAUGAGUCGGCGUCGACACAGUCUCAGCCUUCGACUCGGGGCCGGCAGCCAUUACACCCUGAUUUUGCCCUCCCGAGACCCUCAACCGAGACAGAUGAGGACGUUGAAUCUGCUUCACGGUUAAGCUCACACUCACGCCCACGGUCGACGACUGAACCCUCGACCAUGGGCAUCUCGCCGUUGACAAACUCAACAGAAUCUCAAGCAUGCCAUCCGGCCCCUCCGUCGAAGAUACAUGAGCAUACUAGUCAAGCGCCCACCAAGAGUGUACAGGCCACGUGGACAGAAGAGGACGAAGCUCAAAAAUAUCACCGUUUAAGAGAACUUGGCAUUUUGUUUGAUUUACCAGAGCCCGAAGCUGACGCGACCAAUGACUAUGACGCCUUGAGAAAACCCCCUCGUCGGAUCGCUCAGCAUGAGAAGAAGCAGCAGCAGCCGGAAAAGUCUCAGUGGUUUUCUGACGUCCAUCCGUACCUCGGGGCUCGCAAAGACAAAGGGUUUGCUCCUGCGAGGUCCAUGCGUGUGAGGUGAGAUCUUCCAAGGAGCCAUCAGUUGGUAAUCUUGUGAAUGACCAAUGCCGAUAACACAUCAACAAAUUUGACAAUGCUCGUCAAGAACUCCAUUUUGUCUCAGAGUGGUGCAGGUCUUUACCAUGUGUAGCGAGGCAUUGAGUUUCAUACCACUCAAAACCCGAGCUGAAGCCGCGACAUUGCCCAUGAAGCCCGCCAGGUUCUUGGGCUCUCGCAGGAGCUGGUGUUUGACUCAAGAGGGGUGUGCAAGUGGCCCCUUCGGAAGUGAAGCGUGACAGGUAACCCUUGUCUUGUGUGACAGCUGGAAAGCGAGUGAUCAAACAUUUCCGUGGAUUUUACUUGGGCGGGGCGAUUUAUGGCUGUUUCCGCUGUGCGUAUGGAGAGCAAGAUGGCCUCUGAACGUCAACAGCCAAUGCAUGAUAGCGCUGACGACUGUGUGGGAGUGUUUGAUGCAUGGAACGCAACGACUUGCUUUAUGAUACCCGUGCCGCAUGUGAUUCUCGUCGAGAAAUCAUCGCGGAGUGUGCACAAACGUUAUGAAAUGGUGUAUUGAAAUUGAACUUAGACUUGCCAAUGGCAGGGGUUUGGUGUGCAUCUCAUGUACAGCGCAGAGCAUAGCACACCUGGAACACAUUGUACCUCUCACAGAACAAC
This is a messenger RNA of Cladophialophora immunda, 3345 nucleotides long. RefSeq lists its product as uncharacterized. The record is from RefSeq and is a predicted model, not a curated record. The transcript is spliced from 4 exons. Lineage: Eukaryota; Fungi; Ascomycota; Eurotiomycetes; Chaetothyriales; Herpotrichiellaceae. Bases 452 to 2692 code for a protein of 746 amino acids.